AUGGAGGACUACCUAAUUUCUCCUAAGUGGAUUAUGGGUUCAGAAAACAAUAAGCGGACCACUUAUUCUGUUGCACGCCUCUCAUUUCCAGUAGUUUUCGACAGAUUCGACACUAUUACUUCGUUCGAGAGUAUGAAGGAGAGGAAGAGGGUGGAGGCUGCUGUGCUUGGUUGUGGUUUUGCACUAGUUUUAGCGCGAGAAGCAAAACUGCCGAUGAACAAACCUGUCAGUAUUGAUGCUGGAAUUAUUGCUUAUCAGAACUCACUAAUCUCGAAUAUUCUGCUGCCUGUCUUUUCGAUGGAUUUAAUGUUCAUUUUGGCCUCCAACAGCUUCGAGAUCCAGCUUCUCCAUCCUGAGAUCCGUCACUUGGUACUACCGUCAGAUGCAUUCAAAUCACACAAGGGUGGGAUGAAAAGAAAGAAGCGGAAUGCCCAAAGCAAGAAAUCUGAUAUCCAUCAUCAAGCGACCGUUGGAACGGUGUCACCGGCGGCUGCCAUAACACCUACUGAAACAGUCAUGUCGCACAUAAAAGCUCCAGGCGGUGGUACGAUCGUCUCGUCGCGUGAUGAAAACGGUCAGAUCCAUGUGCGCGUCGAAUAUGACCGGGACGAGAUGCUUCGCUUCUCCCACUCGCCUUACGCAGUUCUGCCACCGGUCUGUCUUAAGAACAUCGUGAUGAGCACACCGGAGAUUUUGAGUAGAUUUCCACAACGACACGGUGUCGACAUCAAUCCAUCGUCUGGGAUGACUUGGUGA
Messenger RNA from Angiostrongylus costaricensis, 756 nucleotides. The record is from the annotation of a GenBank genome assembly. Lineage: Eukaryota; Metazoa; Nematoda; Chromadorea; Rhabditida; Metastrongylidae.